Megalobrama amblycephala (Wuchang bream) is the source of this 1220-nucleotide messenger RNA. RefSeq names its product gamma-glutamylaminecyclotransferase C-like. The record is from RefSeq and is a predicted model, not a curated record. Lineage: Eukaryota; Metazoa; Chordata; Actinopteri; Cypriniformes; Xenocyprididae. The coding region runs from base 133 to 657 and encodes 174 amino acids. Gene Ontology annotation, molecular function: gamma-glutamylaminecyclotransferase activity. The transcript is spliced from 2 exons.
CGUCAUUUCCUUAUUCCUAAUUUGGAAGGCGGAGGAACUGGAGUAAUUACGAGGCCGCGUGAACGCACCUGAAAUUCGUUACGUUCAUACAAACCUGUUUUUCCGAUUUCUCCGACAGUUUGACCUUCAUUAAUGAAAGGAUUCAGUUUAUUGUCGGUCAUUGUUAGUGUUUUUCCCGCGGUGCACAUGGAUCAAGUCUUCGUGUACGGGACGCUAAAGAGAGGCCAGCCCAACUACUUCAGGAUGAUGGACCCUGACAACGGUCGGGCCGAGUUUGUGGCUCACGCUCGCACAGUGGAGCGAUACCCGCUCGUGAUCGCCACCAAAUACAACAUCCCCUUCCUGCUCAACGUCCCUGGGACGGGUCAGCGCAUCCAGGGUGAGAUCUACAGCGUGGACAAGAAGAUGCUGGACUACCUGGACUGGUUAGAAAGUUGUCCAGAGAAGUACCAGCGCACAACUGUCCAGCUGGAGGUGCAGAACGGGCUCGGUGAAGGGGAAAACACGCCGAAGUCUGGAAGUAUCGUCGAGGCCUUUAUGUACAGCACAACCUCAUAUGAACCCGAGUGGCUCCAAAAAACAACAUAUGAGAGUUAUGAUGCUUACGGUGAUCACGGCCUGCACUAUGUGUGUCGUGAAGACAGAUGCUCAGAGUAACUACUGUAGUAACAUUUACCAGGGUUUCAUUUGGAAGACCAUGAAAUAUGAACUAAAAUGUGCUUUUAAUAUACUAUCUCUGUAUUAAAAAAUGUAAUUAGUUUCCACUUGUAGUACACUAGUGUAUGAAAGAUGGGUUCAAGUGUACUACAAGUGGUAACUAAUUAAAUUUUUUAAUACAGAGAAAGUAUGUUAAAAGUCAUUUAACCAUGUAUUGCUAUGUCUUUUUUCUUUCAAAUACAUUUUUAUUUUAAAAUUAAUUUCAUUUUUAAAAAUUAUGAUUUAAUUAUUAGAUUUUCAUUAAACUCACAAACCUUCAGUUUCAGUAUAUUGUUGGUAAGAAAGACAUUUUUCUUCUCGUUUAGAUGUUUAUUGGAUGGAGAAGGUGGUGCAGUGUUCACAUGAGAUUCUGUCAACACUAAUUUAAUAUCAUCGAGCAACUAAUAAUGCAUCAUAUAAAGAUUGUUCUAUUUUCAUCUAAACUGCUAUAAUGUCUGAUCAUCUUCACUUUUACAUUGUUUGACAUCUUGGUUUGAAUAGAAUAAAAGCAGUUCCUUCACAAA